AUGCCCGAACCAAUCAUCCAAGUAAAAACCUUUGAAGGCUACCCCAUCCCCGACGACACCACACCAACCACCCGCAAAACCCUUCACCAGAACAUCCUAGGAAAACUGCGUCCCUUACCUCUUCUCUACCACUGGACGGUCUGGUUCGACCGAUACACAAACCCAGCCGACACCACGGACCCCGAAAAACAAUACACUUCACGCCAAACCAUUCUCUACGAAGAUGUCGCCGACAUCGCUACUUUCUACAGGGUCUACAACAACUACCCCUGGAACAAGAUCCGAUUACGUGACACAGUUCACAUUUUCCGUAAAGGGACGAAACCAGUAUGGGAAGAUCCUGAGAAUAGGCUGGGGGGAUGCUGGACGUUCCGUGUUCCGAAGCCACUAAGCCAGCAGUUUUUCCACGAACUCGCUAUUCUGACCAUAGCGAAUGAAUUACAGGCUGCUGUGGAGGGUGAGCACGAUCAUAUCCUAGGAGUUAGUACAUCAGCUCGAUUCAACAGCUAUUUGAUAUCUGUCUGGAAUAAGCACGGAUCGAAUGCAGCCUCGAUCAAGAUUCUUGAAGAGACCAUCAUCAAGCGACUAUCGCCUGAACUGAGACCAAUUCAAAACUCGAAUUCAUAUUUUUAUAAGAAACAUGCUGAUCGUGAGGGAUACGAUGAAGCGAUUAGGGCUUUCACUGGGAGUAGUGAUAGAGCGAGCUUUGUUUCGUAG
This is a messenger RNA of Talaromyces proteolyticus, 717 nucleotides long. Its product is annotated as translation initiation factor eIF 4e-like domain-containing protein. Lineage: Eukaryota; Fungi; Ascomycota; Eurotiomycetes; Eurotiales; Trichocomaceae. Gene Ontology annotation, biological process: translational initiation. The coding region runs from base 1 to 717 and encodes 238 amino acids. The transcript is spliced from 2 exons. The record is from RefSeq and is a predicted model, not a curated record. Gene Ontology annotation, cellular component: eukaryotic translation initiation factor 4F complex. Gene Ontology annotation, molecular function: RNA 7-methylguanosine cap binding; translation initiation factor activity.